AUGCCAAAAAGCUUGAAUAAAGCAAAUUUUACACCUUAACAUGCGCAUUUUCACUUAAUUUGAUGGGCAUUUGAAACCUCUGACGCUCGUUACAGAAUUCAAACCGUGCAUUCAAAAUGUAUUCUGUCAUUUUAAUCAUUUUGUGUGCCUCAAUGAGCAUAAAUAUGAAGAUAUUAAUUUAAUUUUUUGCUCACUACUUGCUCAUUUUUUGAAUUAACAAAUCCAAUGCAAUAGCAAUCAAAUUACGCGCGUUUACUGUACCCAUGGUGAGCUGACUUUGCUUUCAAAGGUGAAUAAUUCUCUUUGUUACAUUCAACCUUAAAUGCUCAUUUAAAAUCUAUUCUGUUGUGAUAUAUUCAAAUGUUAAUUGGAUUCUUGAAUUCAAAUCUUGAUACAAAUUCUUGAUUUUCAUUCUUAAGAAGUACUAUAAUCUUCCUAAAUCUAAGAAUUCAGCCUUUUGAUUUAUUUAACAACAUGGACAAAGAACCGCAAUCGCAGCUUUCUGAAUCUCAAAUUCAGCUUAUCAAUGAUGAACUGGAAUACGAUUAUGACGCUAAUAACUACGGUGAAUUCAUGAUGGAAGUCAGCAAGAAUUUGGUUUGUGAAUUUUGUUGUGACACGGAGAAUUCAACAUUUUACAUCAAGAAUUUAAAGUUUUUGUGCCAGUGUUGCGUAAAUGGGCCAGAUAUAGCUCAACCAUUUCCGGAUUCAACAUUUAAAAUUCUCAAGGUGGUAAAUCUUCCUGAUUGCAUUCUUCAUGAUUAUUGUGAUGAUAAAGCAAGAUGGAAAUGUUCAAAAUCUGGAAUCGCAUUCUGUGAUACUUGCCAUGUCAAGGUGUGUCUUUUACAAGAAACAUCGAGCAAGAAAAUAGAAUUCCAAUGCUCCCCAGAAUGUUUAUUUGAAGCUGAUGAAAUUAAAUGUGUUGUUUGCACCAAAAUUCAUGCUGAAUUCGAAAAAGAUGAUGGAUCGAAACUGUGCCACAGAUGUUCAUCCGUUACAUUCAAUCAGGCUAGCAACAUAAGAAUAAGUAAAGAUAAAUCCGAUAGGAUCAUCAAAACCUAUUCAAAUUUAUUGAAGAAAUCCAAUGCUGCGUUUCAUUCUAAUGCUCUUCAGGAUGCUAAAUUCAAAUGCUAUUUUCAUGAGUUAAAAAGAAUGCUCGAACCUGGGACAUCAUACAAGUAUUUGUUUCCGAAUGGUGAUAUACUUAAUCAAGCAUUGGAUUCUUCGAAUCAACAAAUUGAGCAAAAUGAAAGCAAACUGAAUAAGUUAAUAUUCGUCCAUGAAUUCCUCCGAAAAGAAGGAUUGAUUCGCGAUUUGAUUAAGAAUUCAGCAAUCUGUAUUGAAGAAUUCCAAUCGCUUGUUCAUCAGCUUGAUGAUUUGGUUGAAGAGAACACAGUAUCUUACUCAAUAAUCACAUUUCCACUCAUUCCUUCGAUCUCAGUCAAUGUUUGUUCUCAAAACUCAGUAUCACUCUAUAAUUCAUCAUCUCAGGAAUCAACAUCUCAAGCGGAUUCAGAAUCCAUUGAUGACCAACCAGAAUCAGUUGAUAAUGAAGCGUCAGGUGAUACAGAACUGGAGGUAUAUCUUGAUGCCCCUUUAAAACCAUUUACUGAUCCAUCACGUUUAAUUACUGAUAUUGUCUAUUUUCGUGAUCCAAAUUGGAUUUGGCCAGUUGUUCCUGGGUGUCAAGCGCUUCGAAAAGAAAUCUUUGAUUUCUUGAAUUCAAAUUUUGUGGGGAAACCACUGAAUGCGUCCUCAAUCUGUAUUGGAUUUCUGACUGUUUUUCGAGAUGCUUCAUUGAAAAGACCUGAUGGGCACCCAUAUAAAAGAGGUAUAAUCCAACGUUUACCAUCGGAAGAAGGAGGAACAUAUUGUGUUGCUUCACUUGAUUUUGCCCGUAAACUUCCAGUUAGAUUACAAUAUUUAUUCGAAUGCCCAUCUGAAUUGGCAUCCAAACCAGCAACUGUUUUUCAUGCUAGAAUAAUGGGAGUUCAGCCAGUAUCCAAAUUCGCAUACACCAAGACCCAGGGAGAUAGUGCUUUUAGCAUCAUGAAAGGAUUGGUUUUGGCUGGGAAAAGUAAAAUCAGCAUUGAAAGAUUAUUCAUUCAGGGUGAAUUCGUUUACUGUAAUAUUUACUCCAUGAAUAAUGAGAAUAUUUUGGUGAAUUGGGAAACAGAAUUAAUCCGUCACAGAGCUGCCGUUCCUUUCCAAAAAAGAAACUCAUGUUUUCUUCCAAAGAAGGAUUUUUGUUAUCUUUAUCAUGUUCUCCGCCAAUGUAACAUUCGAGAAUGCAAUAGAGUUCAUGAAUGCUCAUUCUGUUACUCACGGCAUCGACUCGUUGAUUGUGAAGCUUAUUUAGCAGCUGAGAAAGCAUAUCAAAUCGAUCUUGAUGAUUCCAACCUCAAUGAUUGAAAAAUAUUCGAAUUAUUUUUUCAUUGUAAUUUCCUUUUUUUUCAUUCCGCAAAUUCAAAAUUUUUAAUUCUCAUUCAAAUGUAUCAUUGAAAUUGAAUUCACUCAAGAAUAAAUCAUGAGAAU
This is a messenger RNA of Tetranychus urticae (two-spotted spider mite), 2535 nucleotides long. NCBI's taxonomy places the organism in Eukaryota, Metazoa, Arthropoda, Arachnida, Trombidiformes, Tetranychidae. The record is from RefSeq and is a predicted model, not a curated record.